This is a messenger RNA of Dujonia railenensis, 2139 nucleotides long. Lineage: Eukaryota; Fungi; Ascomycota; Pichiomycetes; Serinales; Debaryomycetaceae. The record is from the annotation of a GenBank genome assembly.
AUGAGAAAGCGAAGUAGAGAGAGAGAGAGAGACAGAGUAAUCAUACUCAGAGCCUUUAAUGUUACAGUUACUGUGAUAAUGCUAUUCAAAAAGGCGCUGGUAUUGAAGAACGAGGAAGUCUUCGAGAAUAGCGAUGGAGCAAAAAGUCCACAGAGCUCACAAGAUGGAGGUCGAAUGUCCAUGAAAUCAAUGACUAUGGGAUCUUUGGCCCAAAGUUGGAACGAUGGGUACACAGAAGAAGAUAAUUAUGAAGAUCAAAUGGAGGUCGACUCAGAAGAAGAUAAGAAAGAGAUUCAAGAUCAAUUUAUCCCAAAUCUGUAUUCAAAUAGGCAAGAUGACCCCUAUGCGAAGUACGGAAUAGGAGCUCUGCUUUUGAUGAAGAUGGGGUAUGAGAAAGGUAAAGGAUUGGGUGCGAAGCAAGAGGGUAUUAUUAACCCUAUUGAAACCAAGUUGAGACCACAGGGUUUAGGUGUAGGAGGAGUAAAAGAAAGAGUGGUGGAUAAUAAUAGUGUAGGUGAAGCAGAUCUUGGCAUUGAUUCUAGUGAUGAUGGGGAGGAUGUGGAUGUCCUCCCCACCUACGAUAUUUACCAGGUAAUCGAAAAGCUUGAGAGAUUGGACAUAGAAGUACCGAUCAAAUACAAACAACUAUGCGAUGACAUAUCUAAUGCAUCACCAGGGGAAAUUGAACAGUCUUUUAACACGCUAUCGAAAUUUCUUACGGAAGUUCAAGACUUAAUCCAAGAAGAAAAGUAUCUAGAAUAUGAGUUGACUAGUACCAAUAAAGAUGUAGAAGAAGUACGACAGGAGAUAGUAGUUGCUGAAAAAUCACUUGAAAUACUAGAAAAUGUGUCAAGUCUGUCCAAUGAUGAUGUAACCAAAGCGUUAGCAGAACUCCAGGAGUUGGAAUCUACCUCGAAAGGCUCGGUGGAUUUGGAAAGUUUUGCAAUAACACUAGUUCAUGGAAAUAUACAGACCUGUGAUCCGGAGACUCUAGCCAACUGGUGCAAAACCUACAAAAGUAUCAUACGCUCAGAAGACAAAGAAAGUAUAUCUCAAUGGGAUAAAUUGAUGGUAGAGACAAAGAUAUUACCAGAAUACCGUGAGAUAGAUUCCAAAUCGGAAAUAAUAGAUUUAUUAAGUAAAUGGGAAGAGAAUUCUAAUUCCAUUCUUAUUUCACCGAGCUCAACAAUUCUGAAAUUUAUAAAGGAUAAUGUUAUUCCUGAAAUAUGGGAUAAUAUCAAGAAUUUGAAAUUGGGAGAAGGGAACAGCGCAAAUUUGCUAUACAUAAUAGAGUACUUAUCUCUUCUUCCAGGCGGUGGAGAACAAGUUAUUGAAAAAAUCUUUCAAAAGUACAAACUAUACUUGGAAAAUAUAUGGGAACAGGAAGAUUCUGAAAGUAUAAGGGAGGAAUUGCAUCUUUUAUUCAAGUUUUGGGAUACUAUAUUCCAACAGUAUGGAUUUUCUUUAAGGAAAGAAAGACAGCAGAUGAUGGAGGACCUGAUAUUUCGACUUACGCAUCAGGAUGAGGACAGCAUUUUUAAAUUUUUGAUUAUUCUGAAAGCUUCCGCUGAAGAAGUGGGAAUAAUUAUCGAAAUAUUAAUUCAAUUUCAAGUCUUCAACCCAUGGCAUAAGGAAUUGGAGAAACUUUCUACUCUAGAGCGUGUGGCAAUUAUCAAGUACUGGUGCAAAUGGUGGAAAUCACACGCUGAAGAUGUCCAUUCAUUUGAGCACUUGAUUGAGUGGAAUUUAAAUUUUGCAAUUAACGCCUUAGAAUCGGAUUAUCCAUUGGAAUUGCCUCUGCUUGAAGGCGAAAUAGUACCUACUUCUUCCCAAAUUAUGCAGUAUAUCAAAUCCCGUAGGAACAAGACUAGCUCUCCUGUGACAAAUGCUAAUAGUGUACCUUCGUACCAACUUCUUACAUCGUUUAAGGAUUUGGUUGAAGACUAUUGUGCUACCCACAAUAUACUUUUCACUUCUAUGCGGAGCCGUACGAACUUGGAUCACCAAUCGUACAAAUUUUCAAAUGAGCAAGGAAAAAGCGUCGUAGGAUACAUAGAAGACGACGUUCUUUGGGUCAGUGUCAACUCUGAAUAUUUACCAAUUAGCUUGUCGGAGCUAGAGGGCUGCCUUGAUAAAUAG